This is a messenger RNA of Aspergillus thermomutatus, 675 nucleotides long. Its product is annotated as thioredoxin peroxidase DOT5. Bases 1 to 675 code for a protein of 224 amino acids. The transcript is spliced from 2 exons. Gene Ontology annotation, biological process: cell redox homeostasis; cellular response to oxidative stress. The record is from RefSeq and is a predicted model, not a curated record. Gene Ontology annotation, molecular function: thioredoxin peroxidase activity. Lineage: Eukaryota; Fungi; Ascomycota; Eurotiomycetes; Eurotiales; Aspergillaceae. Gene Ontology annotation, cellular component: cytoplasm.
AUGGUAGAACUCAGGAAGCGGAAAGCACUACCACAAACCCCUAUCACAGAGAAAAAGAGCAAGAGGAUACAAGAGACGAGUCAGGACACCAGUCCAGCCUCGGUACAAUCAAGCAAGGAAGAUGAGCGCCCUACGCAUGUCUCAUACAAAAAACCUCCAACUGUCGGUGACACUAUCGAUUUGGAUGGCUUUGGUGGCGAGGUAGAACUCAAUGAUGGAAUGAAGACUACCCUCAAACAUCUCGUCGAAACAAGCAAAUCAGGGAUUGUUCUGUUCACAUACCCGAGAGCGUCGACGCCUGGCUGUACAAAGCAAGCUUGCUUGUUUCGCGAUAAAUAUGAGACUAUAACAUCAACUGGUUUGUCGAUAUAUGGGCUUUCGGCAGAUUCUAUCAAAGCAAACAGCUCGUUCAAAGCCAAGCAGAGCCUACCCUAUCCUCUACUUUGUGAUACGGCGUCUACUCUCAUUUCAGCUCUUGGCUUUAAGAAGGCUCCUAGAGGUACGACAAGGGGGGUUUUCGCCGUCGAUAAGCAAGGAAAGGUCCUACUUUUGCAACCCGGUGGGCCAGACGCAACUGUGGAUGCUGUGCAGCAAAUGAUUUCAGCACGCUCUGAAGAGGGCAAAGACAGAUCAAAGAGUGAAUCAGUUGAAGUCCCUGAGGAAAGUCGGGUUUAG